AAUCUCGAUGAAUGUUUAUCAUCCCUUUGUAUAACUUGCGUAUUUAAAUCAAGAGCAAUCAAAGAAGUUCAAAAUAAUAUAAGAGUACGAUUAUAUGGACUUAGUAAUGGUCUUAUGUUGAAAACGACUGAGAAAAAUGAGCUUAAUUAUGAAGAAGUAGAACAUACCAAAGAUGUCUAUCCGGAAGAAACCAAGUUUGGAAUAAAGAAAAAUAUUGAACACAAGACAGAGAGAACUCUUAAAUCUAUUAAAUGUGCCAAUAGUGUUUGUAAGACGACGCAAGCUUCACCAAUAAGAAAUGCUGAAGAGAGCGGAAUUGUUCCGCACAUAUGGAAUAAUUCGCUUACAACUUCUAUUGAAGGGUCCAAUUCAAACAUUCCCCUAUCUAAACAUCCGUACCAUCCCUCUUCAAAUAAGUAUUUUGACAAACACCGUAUUAUCGAUAAAUCCGUUGCCAAAGUUAUGACAUCGGACAAUAGAAAUACUGUCCAAUCGAAAAAUUUUGAUAUGAGCGAGAAUGUACACGUGCCAUCAAUACAACAUCUGGAAUCAAUGAUUACAGAGUAUACUCCUGGGCUACAAACUUCCAUGCCAUUGCGGGAAAAUGCUGAGUUAAUAGGAAGACCCAUACCGAGUUCACAGCUAUCGUCUUGUUCAAAUUCAACGUACUCGCAGAAUGGUGCCAGCCAUUCAAUGCUACAAGUUAUUCGGGAACGCUCUGAAUCUGUUUUGAUUACAGAAUCUGGCGGGAAAAUUAACAACUAUAAACGUUCUUCGCUCCCGCAAACCCAGAGAUUGUGUCAAUACUGUGGUAAAAGCUAUAUACGAAAAGACCACCUUACCAAACAUGUAAGACGCUGUCGCAAUCUGUUUGCACGAAGCUUGCCAUCUUUGGCUACCACUAGCGAAGAAAAUAAAGGAAAUGUUAGUUCCAAGCGCUUUCUAAUCAAUGGAGUGAACAAUUUUAUCUCUCAAACCACCUUUGAGACGUUGAAGCGAGAACGAAAAUUUCAUUGCACCGAAUGUUUAGCAACGAUGAAUAGCUUAACACAGUUGCGGCAGCAUCGUGCCACACAUUUGCGAGAGUAUAUUUGUGAUAUGUGCAAUAAAAAAUUUAGUACUUUGCAUGAACACGAUUUUCAUCGCAUCGUUUGUUUGGCAGAAAGGCAGGUAUGGCAGGAACAGCAUCUUAAUGAAGAUGAAAAAGGACUGCCACUAAAUGAUGACAAUAAAUCUAUUGUCCGAUCCCAGCGAUCAUUUAUAAAAUCAACGGCUAGUCGUCGGAUAACACGCGCUCAAAGUAGAGCCAGGACGAAAGUGGUGGAAAAGCCGGUAUUACGGCGCAGAUUAACAGUGUUAACUAGCUUGUCACAGUACAUAUAUGGGCACACUGAUAAUGAGAAUAGUGACCUUGAUGGUUGCGACUUAGGCAAUGAUGACGAUGAUGAUGUUUCCGUAGCAGACUCAAUGGAGUCAAAUCGGAGAGUCUACACUGAUGAUUGGUUAGAUAGACGCAAUUCGAAUGAAAAUUUAGAUGUACCAACAAUGCAAAUUGAUAGUGAAAAGGAGUAUGAUCUUUACCUUCUGGAAAGGCUAAAAGCUCAGAUAAAAGCUCAAGAGUUUACUUGCUUAUCCGAAGACUGCGGUUUCUUCACUGACACAUUGUUGAACCUAAUGCUACAUGAUUAUGUUCAUCAUUUCAAAAGCUCUUGGUUUUAUUGUCAGAAAUGUGGUAGCGUUUUUACAAGCAAAGUUUUCUUGGACUACCAUCUGGAUCGUCAAAAUGGAGGUCGAUUUAUUUGCUAUAAGUGUAACGAACAAUUCAUGUUUCAACAUCAGUUGGAUUUGCAUCUAAUAGCACACACCAAGCAGGUAAGCCAUGCUUGCGACAACUGCAAGUGCGAAUUUCUCACCGAAGGAAAACUGCUUCAACAUAUAAAGCUUGAACACAACAGUGAAAUAGAAAAGAAAUUAAUAUGCAUUCAAAGUAAAACAACGUUCGCAUCCUCCCGGCCAUUAUACGAAAAUGGGUAUCCAAAUGGAAAACAAAAUAGAAAAUAUACCGUAAACAUACUAAAUAUGCGUCUACCGCGAAUGCCAUCUAAAAGACCCUUGGAACUGCCGGGACAUAAACCAUACCGUCGCCGUAUUGGCGUCAUUGAAUUUGAGAAUGAGAGAAAUCCAAAUUGUUGUAGUUGUAAAUAGUACUGACAUAAUCGGGAGCAAUGUCCACCGGAAGCUAUGCAAACAUAUUUUUUCUAUAAGGUCAAUCCUAGCUUAAAAAUUUACGCGAGGUUUAAAGAAGACCAAAUACUUGAUGGUACAAAACUUCGAUACUUUUAAUGUUACUAUCGUAAUAUGCAAGUCAUUUUGCUGCAAGUGUAAAUCAGCUCGAAUACGUUUAUUUUAACUUUUCUGAACCAAGUUCGUCGCUAGCAUCAAAAUUUAAAGAAUUGCGAUCCAUUUAUUUCGAAUUAUAAAUGGCUAAGAAUUGCAUGAACUAUUUAUAUUUUUGUUUUUACUUAUUAGGUAGCAACAUUUUUUUUUUUGGAGUAAAUGUGCUGCUGCCUUUUUAAAUGUUAAAUCAGUAGGAUAGCUUUUAGUAAAAAGUAUUUCCAACUGCAGCUUUUUUGAAAACCAUUGAAUCUGUUCAUUAGAUACUUAGGAAAAAAGGCUUCAUUUAACACUAAAUAUUUAAAAUUCACUAGUUUUGCUGUACCCAAUUUUGUUAUUAAAAUAUUAUAGUCGUGAACCAAGGCCAGUUCAUAAAAAGGGGAUGUUGUUAGACCAGCUUAUUUCUUCGCCUUGUUCUUGCUUUUACUGAUUUGACAGUACACCCGUCAAAAUCGAGUUAACUUUGACAGCUAACCCGCAAAAUCAAAAACAAGAUACAUGGAAUUGUUGUUUUUGUAUUCUUGCUACCACCUUUUAUAAACUCGCCUUGGUCGCGAACUUUAAUCCAGCCUUGUGACCACGCAGGCUUAAAGAAGUCUGCACCCUUCAACCUUAAUUAAAAAUUCAAGAGAAAUGAUUAAUAAAAGCAUACACAUACAGACAUCAGCGUUGAUCCGGAUCAACUCGUUAACUCGGGAUUAACUGCACUUUACCCGGAUUAAGUCCAGAGAUAAUUCUCAAAUUGAAUGCGGAUCAGUGGAAUUUUCGUUGACAGCACAGACCAAAACGGCCAGAUAAAUUCCAUUGUGAAUGUAAACUAAACAAAGGAAACAAAGCCAGUGAAUGUCGUGUGAGCGGUAGCCCAGUGGUCAUAACUGUGUACUACUCGUACCACUCAACGGAGCCAGGUUCACUCCUGGGGAUGAGCUUUUUCCAAAAAUUAAAUUUCUUAUUUUUUAUUGUUAUUUUAUUUUGUACAUAAACAUAUUUAUACGUAUACACAGAACCAAAUCGCUGUGCGAAUUUCGUCGGUCGGAGCGAUGCCGCCGGGUGAUAUUCGCUGCAACAUUUCGCCCAGUAAAACAGAAGGAAAGGAAAAGGAAAAUCACAUCAAUUGAAUGGCAAACAAAAAAUAUUAAAAUAGAAAAGCGAAAAGAUGAAUCACCAAAUUUUGCCAUUCUGACUCUUGCUGAUAACUAUCUGCUAGAAAAAUGGGGAAACAAAGCUACUUUCCCACUGAGAGCUGAUU
Molecule: messenger RNA, 3643 nt
Organism: Rhagoletis pomonella (apple maggot)
Lineage: Eukaryota; Metazoa; Arthropoda; Insecta; Diptera; Tephritidae
Product: zinc finger protein 432
Biological process (GO): regulation of transcription by RNA polymerase II
Cellular component (GO): nucleus
Molecular function (GO): RNA polymerase II transcription regulatory region sequence-specific DNA binding; DNA-binding transcription factor activity, RNA polymerase II-specific
Source: RefSeq, a predicted model, not a curated record